UUACCUAGUUAUCUUGCAGAUAAACGAGCUAUUUAGUCACGAUCUGAAAAUGACAGAUUGAAAAACGUUUUAAAGGGUUUUGAGAUAUGUCUUCGGAAACAAAUUUGGUGUAUGAAACGCGAACCGUUACCGCAGCCCCUGGCCGCUCCAAGCAGACGCGAUCUCUGCUGGUUGUAAUGAGCUGCCUUAUUCUCCUCGCCGGCGUUGUGGGCGUCGUCGUAUGGCGGGUGGGAGCCGGCGGUGGAGGCAGCCCAGGACCAGAACCGACUGCCGCACCGCACACGUCGGCAUUUCCGGUUCGUGUAAGGAAUCUCAUGUUAUCUAGUGAAUUGGAGUUGAAGAUUGUUAACGGAAGUGACGUCAAAUUGUUAAUAGACUUAGGUAAAGGUGGAUUUUCUGCGGUGCCUCGUCGGUGCAAUAGUUCGUCUGCUAGUGACGUCAACGCUUGUCUCGAAUGGGAAAAUGAAGCUCGAUUGCGUAUCAUUUACAACAGCCACAACAUCGAUCAGCGUCUGGGAUCCGCACUAGACUGUUACGAAAUAUCAUGGGAAGCGUUACGUUGCGUGGACCAAGUUUUGACGGACUGUGUAAACGUCAGCGUUGAUCAGUGGUAUGGUGGGUACGCCGACAAGCAUCAAUAUUGGCCGUUCCAAAAGAACACACGUUCGCUGAGGGCUUAUCAGGUCAAUGAUUCUUACGUUGGCGAAAUUGGCGGCGUAGUCGAACGUUAUUUCUUUUCAACAGCAGGCGUCGGUAUGCUAAUUGACCAUGACGUUCCGCUCUACUUUAGCUUAAAUGAUCCGGAUCAAGGUCAAAUGUGUUUCACGGCAAAAUACGAAACGUAUCCGUACGUUAACGUCAAAAACGUGCCUCCGGUGUUGAAAUACAAACUAUGCCAAGCGGCGAACGUGAAAGACGUCCAUCUGAAGAUGACUGAACUUUUUAUCGAUAAACCGACGGGGACCCCAGACGAAAUGCUUUUCAAACGGCCCAUAUGGUCAACAUGGGCGCAGUAUAAGAAAGACAUAAAUCAAUCCACUGUCUUAGAAUUCGCAAACGAUAUCAUUGCAAACAACUUCUCAUAUGCCCAGAUUGAGAUAGACGAUGAUUGGACGCCUGCAUACGGUGAUAUGGACUUCAAUACAGCAAAAUUCCCAGAUGCUCGGCAAAUGAUCAAGGACUUAAAUGACCUAGGAUUUAGGGUAACUCUUUGGGUUCAUCCGUUUUUCAACGCGGAUUCUAUGGCAUUCCAAGUGGCAGCAUUGAACCGCAUGUUGGUACGGCAAUUAGACAGUCCCGCUCCCAUGAUUACACCGUGGUGGGACGGUCCUUUGGCGGGAAUAUUGGACGUUUCAAAUCGGUCCGCAGUCGACUGGUUUCUUUUAAAAUUAAACUACAUGAAAGCGACGUACAACAUUAGUUCCUUUAAGUUCGACGCUGGUGAGACGUCAUGGGCUCCUCAUAUUUAUAGCCAAGCUAACGUUACGUUGAACCCCGCUGAGGCGUACCCGAUGAAAUGGGUUCAACUUGCAGCCGAGGCGGACCCAACUUUUCACCAAGAGGUUCGAGUUGGGUACAAGACACAGAAAUACCCGAUCUUUGUACGCAUGAUGGAUAAGGGUUCAAACUGGGGUCAUGACAAUGCGUUUAAGUCCAUUAUUCCUUGUGUGUUGACGUACGGGCUUCUUGGGUAUCCAUUUGUACUUCCGGAUAUGAUUGGUGGGAACGCGUACAACGGCCAACCGGAUCCAGAAUUGUAUGUUCGAUGGUUGCAGCUUAAUGUAUUUUUACCUGGAAUGCAGUAUUCUAUUACGCCUUGGCAUUUUAACGAUACCAUUGUCGACAUAGCUCGAACAUUCACAGAAAUGCGGGAAAACUUUUCGUCUGUUCUCAUCAAAUUUGCGCGAGAAUCGACGAGAACUGGCGAACCAAUCAUACGGCCGCUUUGGUGGAUGGAUCCGAAUGAUCAGGUCACGUGGACGAUAGAAGACGAGUUUCUCGUUGGAGACGAAAUUUUGGUUGCCCCGGUGAUGGAGAAAGGAGCAAGGUCACGUGACAUAUAUUUUCCACGUGGUAACUGGAAGAAUGAAUUGCGUAACACAAGUGACGUCAUUUCUGGUCCAAAGUGGGUGCAAGAUUACAAAGUAGACAUUGACGAACUAGCUUAUUUCAUGAAUAUUAGUUGACAUUUCAGCCAGGGACAUCCAUGAUAUUGAAGCCGAAUGUAAAAAUUUCGUAAUUUACAACAAGAAACUUAGAAAGCCUGAAAACUUUCUCAUGAGAGAAUUCAAAUUUCGUGCACUGUACAGUUUAAAUUGUUCAACACGUCUGUUUAUAAAAGUUUUAGUUUUCCUCUUUGUAAACAUUUUAUUUAUAGAAACAUAGUAUAGGCUAAAAACUAUGUGUG
Molecule: messenger RNA, 2407 nt
Organism: Mya arenaria
Lineage: Eukaryota; Metazoa; Mollusca; Bivalvia; Myida; Myidae
Product: myogenesis-regulating glycosidase-like
Exons: 2
Coding region: 87-2186 (699 amino acids)
Biological process (GO): carbohydrate metabolic process
Molecular function (GO): hydrolase activity, hydrolyzing O-glycosyl compounds
Source: RefSeq, a predicted model, not a curated record